GUUAAUAUAGAUACCAAUUAUCUAAGUUGCUGAUAUUUAGAUAGUUCAUCCUAUUUAUAUUAAUAAAAAGGAAGUACAUAAUAUGGCCAUCGCUUACAUUGGUGACAAUUAUUUUUAUUCCAUCUAAUUAUUGAUUUUAGAAGACCAUUAUAAGAUUUGAAUCACAGAUUUUGUUUUGGUUGCUCAGAUUUCAAUAUUUCCCUUUGAUUUAUCUUCUAGAAGCCUUCCAGUGAAAGAGAUCUUUUGAUAUGCAACUUUUUUUUUCAUAAAAGUUGUCAUAACAUUUUCUUGCUUUUCCACGCGAGUCUAAAAAAACAAGAGGACUCAUUAAAGACACAUUGGCACUAGAAAAAAAUGCACAACAACAAAUCCUUAAGACUGGGAUAGCCUUGACUUGGUAUGACCAAUUUUUUUUUCCUCUCCCAUGGUAAGCAUAAAAUCGACUCAAUGCUCUCGUUUGAUCAUGAAUGAGCAGUUCAGUGGAAGGGAAGUACAAAACGCUGUGUUCAAUGCGGGGUAUGGGACUGCCCUCACCGUUGUCUGCGCUCUUUUUGAUGCAAAUCUGUGGCUAUUAUCUCGUUCCCUUACGCACUAAGGAAUGAAUCUAAUUGUAGUGCACUAACGUUGUCAAAAUUAAGCAAGAACGCUGCAUGCGAUUACAAUUAGAUUAUUCCUAUGUUUAGCUAUACUGAUAGGAAUUUAUUUGCUGGUUUUUAUAAAGUGACCUACUUUACCAGCAAACUAAAAUCUUUUCUAUACUCGAGAAAAAUGCAUGCAUCAAAAUAAUCUGUAUGCGCGGAAUGUUUAUUUUAUAUCACUAUUGAUCAUUAUAAAUUCAUUUUCACCUCCAUUUAUUUCUUUUUACACUUUUAAUUUUUAUUCAAAUAAGGGGAAAACGAACUCAACAAAUGGAGUAACUAUCUUUACAAUUUUAAUUCACUCCUAAAACCUUAAAUUAGAUUAACUUAAAAUAUGAAAGUGUGUAAAGCAGUAGUGCAAUAGUAAGAUGAUUACUUUUAGUUCAUUAACAUUUUACUACCAGUACAUGCGAGAUAGUAACUAAAUUGUUUUUAAUUUACGAAAUAAUUUGAGUGUUGUGCAUACCUAUUUCACUUUCCUUAUCUUUGCUAUUUAAUCUUUGAGUAUAUGGGUAGUUUUUCACCAAACACACUCCUCUUCCAUCAGUCCUAUUCUAAACUAUCGCAAACCCCAACAAUUGGCACCUGUGAUCAUCUCUGAGUUAUUAGUUGAGCUCUUUUUUUUUAUUUCUCCACUUUCUAUUAAUUCACAAUACAAAUUCAAAAAAAAAAAGAUAGUUCGCACGAGCUGUUCAUGUCCCUUUUUCACCGAAUUCACGGCGCGACGUUCUUUCCCGCGUUACGGCAGAGGGCGCGCGCGUCCGACGGCCUGCGAGGGGUCUUUCCGCGGCGCCGAAUCCCCCGCGGUUCCGCCAUUCUCACCAUCCCCCUCCCCUACGCCUACUUCCCGCACGGUCUUCCCCCGCAGGGCCCUUUUCCCUCUUUUAAGGGCGGCGGGUCAUCACACGAAAGGGGCGAUUUUCGCCAAUUGCGCCGCGAGAACCGCCAGAUCGCGCUGCUGCCGGAAUUUUGGACGUGGCUUCGCCGGCUCUCGCCGGACGUCGUAAAGGGAAGAAAAAACGGAGAGAAUGGAGAAGUGGAAACGGAUGCAGAAGAAGAAGAAAGAGGGAGCGUGGCGUUGAGCGCGUCGGCCUCUCUCGAGGGAAGUUCUCCUGCGGUGGUAUCGCUGAGUUUAACGCCAGUGGAGGCGGCGUUGGUGGUUUGCAUCGCCCUUCGGUAUUUUUUUACCACCGCGUUGGCGAUUCCGCCGCGAACUCGCGCGGCGCUUCGUUUGGGGAGCUCUUUUAGCAUGGAUGUGGGGGAACUUUACGUCCGCUCGCUGCCGAUCCCGCUUUAUCUCACCUAUGGCCUGGAGGGUUUUUUCAAGCAGGCUCUUGGAGAUGAGGCGAAUGCGCAUUCCUGCCUUGAGCAGCUCGCGUGGAAUUUGCGCGAUGCUUGUUUGACCUACGCGUCAAUGGAAGAAUAUCGCCUGAUGGACACAAAUCCAUCCAUAUUUGACGAUGUUCUUCUAGCGGUGUUGUACAUCGUCCGCGCGCGUGUUUUUCAGAUCCCACUUCUUUUUGGUGAGAACCCGCUGCGGGAUCGUUUAAUUAGCGUGUAUGCGCCUGGUUUGGAUAGUCUAAAUCACGCUGAUGAGCAUCAUUGCACAGCAGCAGCGGUGGUUUCGGCGAAAAGUCGGAGUAUUGUUGUGCGAGCUGUGCGUGAUAUUCUCCCGGAUGAGGAGAUUACAUUUGAUUAUUCCUCACAGAAUCGCAUUCCUGCGGAUCGUCUGAUGUUUAAGCGCAAUGCACGCUGUAGAGAUCGUUCAGAUAAAAAUUCUCAUGAAAUCAUGGUCGGGGAAACUUGUGAAUCGCGUUAUUUGUUCAGUAGAGAUUAA
Molecule: messenger RNA, 2475 nt
Organism: Phytomonas sp. Hart1
Lineage: Eukaryota; Euglenozoa; Kinetoplastea; Trypanosomatida; Trypanosomatidae
Source: the annotation of a GenBank genome assembly